AUGACGAUGGUGGAGAUCAACCAAGUAACUUGCAACAAGAUGGCGAUGAAGAUGUUGAAAUGGAUUAGCACGAAAAUUGUCGAAGAUGUGGAGAUGGAGGUACCGAGUUCUGACAAUGGCAUCAGUGGCACAUCUUCGAGUGAGACAAGCGAUCAUUAUAUUGAUAGAAGCAUGAACACCGAGCAACAUCAACGCAACUCGCAGGUAACCCCCAACAAGGACUUCGUCACCAAUAAGUUGAAUUGCACAAUUCGCACGACUCUGGUGCGAUGGUGUUCUGAUCACAACUUAAGCAUCGUUCCCGUCGCGAGCAUCAGUAUCGUGUUCUUACUGACGAUGCCAGUGAGAGAAGUGGAUCCGGACCACGAAGAGGUGUUGAUGAAGUGUUACCAAUUGAGAAAUCUGUUCAACUCUUGCUGA
Molecule: messenger RNA, 420 nt
Organism: Peronospora matthiolae
Lineage: Eukaryota; Oomycota; Peronosporomycetes; Peronosporales; Peronosporaceae
Source: the annotation of a GenBank genome assembly